Messenger RNA from Pseudo-nitzschia multistriata, 7919 nucleotides. Lineage: Eukaryota; Bacillariophyta; Bacillariophyceae; Bacillariales; Bacillariaceae. The record is from the annotation of a GenBank genome assembly.
AAUGUGCUUUCACAGUCACCUGUGUUCCCUACCGGUUCGUACCGUACGGUACGUGCUGAACGAAGGCUAGUAGUUGACGAAGAAUAUUGUUAUCAUUACCAGAGCAUCUCAGACACCAGAAUACACCACCUGGUACCUGUCGGCAUUCAAUAUGUUUCAAAAUUGAAAGAGGAAUAACUCCAGCAAUACAGCAUCGAAGCACCACUUAGUUUAGACUAGAAUGUGGGAGGCUGCAAAUGCUCCCACCCGAGACGACAACCCCGUGACCACCAGCGCUGCGAUAGGGGUCGACAGGGGAUACACUCACUCAAAACACGAUCCUGGUAAACAGCACGCACAUUCGAACCGGGAACACUAUGGCCAUGGUGAUGGUAGAUAUCGUCAUCUCAUUGCUUCGUCAGAAACUGUCGAAGCAGCAUUAUCUCGAUUGUCCAAGGCCUACACAACAUCAAUGGAAUGCAUCGGUGCCAUUCACAAAACCAAUCAUAUGAUCUUAAAGGAACAACGCCAAACAGUGCGGAGCGGUGGUACCCAUCAAACUCGAACAGUGGCUCCGACUGUUACGACAGAAAACAAAGCCUUACAAUCGAUCAAAAGGGUAUCAAAUGUGGCAAGGACAACCUUGGAGACAGCAAUUCUCUUGGAUCCUCUGAUGCUUCCACAUGCUCCAAUCUUGCACCAAUCCAUGAUUGAAUUGUCCAACAGUGCCCCAUUCAGCGACAACGGUGAACUCGGAAAAGAUGGAAUUCCGAGCAGUGCAACAGCUGUAUCGAAUUCAUCGCGAUGGAAGGCUGUUCAAGAUCAACGGCCCAUGCCACCAACCAUCUCUUCGGCCGCUCACAAAUCUACGCUAGUCAAGCUGGCAUAUUUGUCUUUGGUCAACUACUCCGACUUACUACAGCAAGGUUCUCGCUCUGACAUUAAAAAUCAAAAAUCAACGAACGAAUACACCAUAUUGGAUCGUGGGGUCGUUUCGAGACUCCAAUCUCUAGAUAAGGAAACGUCUGCAGGUGUCAACGACAAUGAGAAACAAUGCUGCUGGUCACCCGAAACUCCGGAGGAGACGCAGAGGCUGGCUGUCGCUGCCCUGUGUGAUGCUUCCAAUCUGGACGGAAGCGAUCCGGUUAUGUGGCUUAAACUGGCCUGUGCCUCGCGUAAGCUGGAAUCGCUAGUGGCCGAACGCCACAAUCGAGGUAAACAACACGAAUGUCGCGGGAUUACAACGCUGGAACGUUCUCAGCACCGACGCCUCCAAAAGCACGCUCUCGAACGGGGAAGUGUUGCCCUCCCAAAUCACAUGCCACCAAAUAGGACGAUUCUGAGAGCCUUGGAAGAAUUUUGUGGAGAACCGGAACCAGACGAGUAUUAUUCUGGCGGGUCGAGGUCGACGAAAAAGAUCAAAGUUCACAAGAAGACAUUGGGAUUAACACGGUAUUCUUGGUUAGUUCUUGGAAAGAUGAUCAUUCGGGCAUGCAAGGGUGAAGAAGCCACAACACCGUGGGAGCAUUUGUCUCCCGCCUCUCUUUUGACAAAGUCUCCAUUGUCAAUGUUUGGGUCGCCCUCGGUUGUUCUAAAAUUGUCCCCCAUGCUCGUCCUCCCAUCUCAAGUACUUGGAAAGAUCUGUCAGUAUCUUGAAAAUACCUCGAUUUGGAAAUUUGAAGCGACUUGCAGGGCCCUCUCGGUCAACGUCAUUGCAGCUCGCGCAUUCAUGGAAGAAAAUGACAGCGAAGACGACAAGGACGAGGACGAAGCUGCUGAUAUGUUGUUACACAAACAUGAACAGAAACAACGAGAACAGCUCAAAAAGAUGGAAAUUGAAAAAUCAAAAGACCAGAAUGAGCUUUUGGACGCAGAAAAAAAAGGACCUGAAUUAGAAAACGAAGUGAACGAAGAAAUGGUAAACGAACAAAGCGCUGCUAUCAAUAGAAACGAGAACAGCAGGGAUACAAAAACUACUCAACCGAAGCAAAGUUUUAGGGCUUCAAAACGCCUGCGUUCUCAACAAAUCUCAACUUCGAAGAAACAAGAUCGAGCUGCAAAUCGGAAAUCUUUUGACUAUUGUUUCGUGGCAGCUACACUUUCUUGCACAAAAGAAAAACAUAACGAUUUGGCCGACGGGUUGAGGAAAAAAAAAGAAUUAGCUCAUCUUUUUCGAGGUGUGGAAAAUGCAGGAUUUGCCUCGAACACGAGCGGCAGGCGAAGGACUCAUUCUUCACUGCAAGAGAACACUCGUCAAGGUUCAAAGUCUAUGGAAGUUAGGGAAAGAAUUGGUGAUUCGUCUUUGUCUGCUUUUGUUGAGAGGUGGACUAUGAAUAAUUCUGGUCCAAUGGACGUUCUGGAGCGGUAUUUGGCGCAUGUGGCACUUUUUGCGGAAGAUGUGUUUGCAAGCGAUUCGCCUACAAUGGGACUUCAUUCAUGUAUUAUAACAUCAUUUCAAUUAUUACUGAUGCGUAGCGGGUCGAACCAAUGCAUUGUACCGAAAUUUUUCAAGCCAAUCACAAAAACGGGGUCUGCUUUGCGUUCAUUGGAAACAUUUGCGAUGGACCUUCUUAAUGCGGAAUUGAUUUUGCGACAAUGCGAUAGAUACGUUCCCAAAGUUGUUGAAUUCGACGACGAUGCGAAUCUUAUCUCGUUAAUGAUGCCCAGACUUGUCGAAUCGUGUAAUGAUUUGAAAGAAGAAAUCAAUUCUAUCAAUACAGAAAUAAAAAUUUGUGAAAAGGAUCGCAAAAAAUUUCACGUAUUGGAAAUAAGAUGCUACUGGCUUACAGCAUGUUUCUAUCUCUGGAGAAGCAGAAUUGCGCGGCCAAUAUACAUGUCAAGAGAAGCCGAAGACGAAGGGAUUCAUUUCAUCGGAAUGGCAAUCGAGUGCUUCAAAUCUCCUGUUUUGAAAUCAACGAAGGUGAUUAAAACACCCCAGCUCGCAUCACCGGGACGCGAAGAUGCUUUCUGGCAUGAAAUAUCUGCAUCGACGCUUUCUAAGUUUCGUGACGAGAUCCAGGCCUCGUCAGUUGUAUCACAUGCCAGACAACGGUUUCAAGAAUUGGUUGCACAACUUGAUGCGGAAGAAAACACCGAAAGACUAUCAACAGAAAGUGCUGGUGCACUCGCUGAAAUCGGACGGAAACUCUUCGAACGAUACAACUCUCAAUAUGGAAGCACCGAGUCGAAAUUAGUAGAACUUGUGGACAAUGUUCUUGCUGAAUCUGCGGGAGAUCUGUUUUUACGAAAGAUUACGUCGCAGAGUUCAGAACAAGUCGAUGAAACAAAUCUUGAUAUAACUGACUUCAUCCAAUUGGACGCCUACAGGGUUGAAGACCUCAAACGGGUAUCGAAUCCUACUAUAUUGUCAAUGCUUGUCAUAUGCUUGAAUAUGGAUCAAUCUAAUAGGUUAUCAGUCGCCCAGCUUCUUCUGAGAUUGGUUCUUACUACAAGAGAUAUUCACAGCUUGCUCUUGAAGCAAAUCGCCGAUUAUAGAGCAUCACGAAAGCAAACUGAUGGAUAUCACUCCGACAGUGACAGUGAUGAUGACAUGAGCGAUGCCGGGCCUCAAUUAUCACAGAAGGAUGACGAUGAAAAGAAAGCGAGACAAUGUGGCCAUUUUGUCAAGCUCCUGAUAAAGUGUCUCUGCAUUAUUUGCAAAUCUUAUCUUUCAGAUGAUGAUAGAGAAACAUUGGUGAUGUCGGACGAGUUUCACGAAAUGAUAAACUCCGUUCUUGAUUUCUCAAAUCAAUGGUUCGAGUCGACUCUUCGUUUUUUGUCAAUAACAGAUGACACUCUGGAUCAAGACCUUGUUGGCUUGAUACAGAAACUGUUAAGCGAAUCGAAACAUUUCAAUGAAAGGAGUAGGGUGCCCGAACCUCUUGAAGCGGUGUUCUUUCAUGGUCUAGUGAAAAUAAUCAUUUCACAGCAAGAAAAUUUGAAGAAUCUUUGUAACUCCCACGUCAAACGAUCAAAUCGAACAGCAAUAAAGCGCCUUUGUAUCCAAAGAGCGCAGUACAUUGGCAUCGUUGCGUCUAAAUUGGGUGCGAUGUUAUCAACACAUUUGGCGACCGUGAAUGGGUUUGUUUUGAAGAAAUCAUCACUUUUUGAACCACAUGAUGUCGAUGGAAGGAAUAGCAGAAAGUCACACACUUCCAACGAGGAAAUCAUUUUUCUUCACGCGGUGAGAUGGCUGAGGGAAUUUGCUUCAAAGGACGUAGGUGAAAGUUUGACUGGCAGCAACAAUGGUAUCACUUCUAAUUCGUUUGAUCGCCCCAUUGUAAAAGAGUUGAAGAUCCCUAUAUCCUUGCUGGUAAUCGGUUUGUGCGGCUCUGCUCCGUGUAGCCGGAACUCUGGGAUUCUCGGAGUUGUAAGUGAAAGUGAAAAUCACCAAGGCUACCCCCUGAGUCUCACUGAAUUCUUCGACAGUGAUGCUAGUAUCAAUGAUUGGCAAUCUGACAGUGAAGAAGACAACAAUGAAAGAACGAAAAAAGAAUUAUUACGAGUCAUCUGCCACGCUAUACAAUGUAUCGUUUUGAUUUUGGAUGUGGUCGAUGAAAAAGAUACUAUCACUAAGUUCCUUGAAAACGACUGCGACACCGCUUUUGGCCCACUACUGCCAUUAGUAUCCGCCCGAGUUCUUAAUUUUUUUGCCGAUACAAUUCUUUUGAACUUUGGGGAUGUGAAAGCAUGUGGCAAAAAUAGGGCGUUGCUGUGGUCGGAAGAUUAUCCUUAUCGUGCGAGGUAUAUUGGGGAGCUUUUGGAUACUGCUCUGUACAAAACUUAUCGGUGGCUCUAUGGUUUUGCACUAGUGGGGGAGCAAACUUACCAUUAUACUUCGGGAAAUGAAUGCUCCCAUUCAACAAACAACAUAAAUGAAAUUGUUGAAAAAGGCUUCAAACUUGAAAGUACGGUUGCAGCUGGGCAACUGUAUCGAUGUAUCGUCAGGGCAUAUUCAGGCGGGAGGAAAACACCCCCAAAGCAGGCAUUGGAGGCAGUGAAGGCUGCUUUGCCACCACAUCGAGAGAGUGAACAAAGUAAGAAGUUGCGCAGAUUCAUGUUCUCUGGGGAGAACAAUGAUUUAGAUAUGAAUUCACUAUUGAACAUGAAUGAGCAAUGGGACUCUCCUUUCGCGGUAGUACGAGAUUCAAUGAUGGAGAAUAAAGAUUCUCUCGAUAAUAGUGCAAAUUCAUCUCUCGAUGAACUCGAAGCAGCGCAAGUACGUCGCGGGCUUUCAAAGCAACUAGCACUGGGUCCAUUACCAGUAGUUGCAAGCGAUCCUAGAAGCAAAUCCGACGCUGGAGCAUGUGAUGAUCGAUCGCAAACAAUGUGCAACGAAAUAGCUAUUGCGAAAAAAUUCAAUGCCAUUCUAGAUGACUUGUGCUUGAGCGAUGCGGAUAACUGGGAGGGUUGGUAUAGAGCUGGCCAAUGCUGCAUGAUGAAGGCAGAUACAAUUGCUGAUAGACUCGGUCUUACUAAAGGUUUCUCCAGAAUUAAAGGAUUCUCUGUUCAAGCUCACAGAGGUUCAACACAUCGAAGCAAAGAAAUUGGUAAAUUGAAAGACGAACAAGAACAGGAAGAGAGGAUGUUAAAACAAGUGAGCUUUCUCGGGCAUGAUUAUUCAUUUUAUACAAACCAUGUAUGGUCGUCGUUGUCAGCUUUGCGUGAUUUUGUGGCAAAAGUGAAGAAAAGCUUAGAGCGCGAAAACGACAAAGACAAAAUUCUGUCUCUCGCUGUUUGGAACGAAAUCGAUUCUAAAUUUGACGACGGAAAAUACCUUGAGGGACAAGAAGCCUGCGGAGGGUUAUUUGUUUCCGCACUUCGAAAUCUUUCGAUUCGAUUUUUGUCUGUCGCUCUCUACAUCCUCCAAUCCAAAGCAGAAAUUAAGUCCGAUACCAAGGUGUUGCUUUCAGAAAUUUGUGAAACUCUUGGGAACACCUUUUACUCAGAAUUGAUGGCUUCGCAGAAAUAUGGCUGGCCGAUGCGCGUCCUUACGUCCAAAAGAAAACGAGACAUUGCCAUCACGGCAAAGGCCUGCUAUGUUGCUUCUAUAAUGCAUGCAGAUGACUCGGUAGAGGAAGACGACAACAGUGAUGAUCAUUCAACGUGGGAUCUACAGUUCAUGGUUGGAAAGGUCUGUAUAGAAAUCAAAUACUGGAGCAAUAUUUGCAUGAAAAGUCAUCUUGAAAAACUUUUUCUCACCGAAAACCUCUUUUUUUAAUGUAGUGUGAUGAGAAGAUUGCCAAGACAUAUGAGCAAGAAGCAUUUCCGAAACAGACUGAAUGCUCACCCGACAAUUCACGACUCUAUGAACAGCACAUGAGUGAAGCGAUGUCGGCUUAUAGUAAGGCUCUAGCUGAGGCCAACAAAUUGGAGGAUUCUGCAACUCUAUUGCUCGAUUCUGGUGGAAGUGGCCACGGAUCGACUGAAAUCCUUUAUCGACUUCACGCUUCCAGAUUGAAGUGUUUAAUUCAUUCUGUUUCUCGAAAGGAGGAAGAAAGAGGACAGGCAGAACUGGAAGCGCUACGAUUGACCGAGAAAUAUCAUUUUAAAGAUCAUGAUCUACUAGUUGACGCCAUGGAUAAGAGUGUGCACGAACGAAUUUGGAUUGUUUUUGCUGAUGUUGUCGAUGGACUCUUCAAUUGCCGUAAGCUCAAACCUUACUUUCAUCGAUCGGUAUAUCGACACGCCCAGGCAUUGAUGUGGUCACCUGUAUUUUACGACCUGGCAUCAAGCAAAAGAAGCUCGGACAUUGUUCCCGCUACACACAGCUAUCAAAUAAAAGGCCUUGAUAGUUCCAAGCCUGCAGCAUUCAGUGCAGAGAGUGUAAUUGGUGCUCUGUUUGAUAAAAAACGCGUUCAGCUCUGUGCCGUUUGGGUAACAAACAGCGGGACAGCUUCCCCAUUUCAAGCCAUAAAUAGCACAGUACGAAAGUACGACUCACUGCGUGGAAAAUAUAUCGGUGCAUAUUUGGAAACAUUACGCAUCUGCAAUCGCCGACCUGAAGUCGAAACGCUCAUGAAGUGGUUGUAUACGAGCAAACGUGAUCUACCGUCGUACUUUCAGGCAGGUGCAAUGAAUUACGGCGACAAACCAACUACCUCUCAAACCCAAGAUCCGUUGCUUGUUGCAGGCAGCAAGAGUUCCCUCAUGGCCAAUGGUUUUCUUCUAUCUGCAAAACGAAGAGGCAACGGUGUGCUUGCAGAUGUCUUGAUGCACGAAAUAUCGAAAAAAGUGACCACUGUGGCUUCGUCGAAAAAUUCGUCAACAGAUGGCAACAAAAUUACAGAGUUCUACCUUAAACAUACAUAUGCAUGUUAUUUGCGUCUGAAUUGUUCAAUUGAAGACCUCAGCAGAGUACGUGCGUGGAAGUAUGGUUCCGGAUCGCUUCGUGAAGUUGAAGCUUUGUGUCAAGCGUACCUCUUGGUUGCUGAUACAAGCAAAGCUGACCUCGCAAGUACGAGCGACUUUGGAGAUUGGUCCGGUGGGGGCCGAAAGUCAUUGAUCUUCAAGGCUGCUGUUGAGAAAUGCAAGGCAAUGUUUCCUUCUCUGUCGGCGAAUGCCGUAUUUGGAAAAUCCAAACCAAAAAAAGCGAAAAGCGGCAGCAACAUCCUCCACGAUGACCAGGAUCCCGAUGAACUCGAAAAGGGUAAGAGAAAGUCACCGUCAGAAUCCUCCCAUGAACCGACCGAAAAGGUUUCCUUCGAGGUUGCAGUGCCUCUUGGAUUGAACCCUGGUGACACAUUUUUGACAAGUGUCAAGGUUGGUGGAUCCAAUUCAAUGAAAGUAAAGUUGAAGGUUCCCCAGGGUCAACAUUCUUCCCUGAGAUUCCAUCUCAACGUUCCGAGGUCAAAAAUGAAUCAGAAAAAUAAAAAGCAGAAAGUAAAUCAAAAGCUAGGAGGUGGGAGAAGUUGAAUACGGGUGAUUACACUUGUAGUCAU